Carassius gibelio (silver crucian carp) is the source of this 5398-nucleotide messenger RNA. RefSeq names its product voltage-dependent calcium channel beta subunit-associated regulatory protein. Gene Ontology annotation, molecular function: transmembrane transporter binding. Gene Ontology annotation, biological process: negative regulation of voltage-gated calcium channel activity; negative regulation of calcium ion-dependent exocytosis. The record is from RefSeq and is a predicted model, not a curated record. The coding region runs from base 204 to 2810 and encodes 868 amino acids. NCBI's taxonomy places the organism in Eukaryota, Metazoa, Chordata, Actinopteri, Cypriniformes, Cyprinidae. The transcript has 10 exons. Gene Ontology annotation, cellular component: secretory granule; plasma membrane.
UAAUCGAUUAUCCCUCACCCGUUUCUAUUCUUCCUGAUUACGUUCCAUCAGUUUAUAAGCCCUGUCUGUUUUGCCUUUCUUUGUCGGAACUUAGUUAUCCAUGUGUUUGUUCUUCAUUGUUAUAAUUAAAAUUGACCUUCUUUUGGAAAUUCUGUGUGGUACCCUCUCUCUGUGGACACGCGUCUCACACACGCUUUCAGACCAUGAGUGAUGAGUCUCCGUUACAGACGCGCCUCACCACUGACGUGCCGCUGGCGUCUGGCUCUCAGGAGAACUACGUUCUUCUGCUGGUGCUCCUGUGUGUGUUCGCCGGCGGGACGCUGGUUCUUCUGUCCGUCCUGCUGAUCUUCUGCCACCGCUGCUGUCGAGGAGAGCGACGCUUCUCCAGAGCCAGUGAUGACCUGGAGAAAACCAACACCACAUACAUAGAGGAGAGUCAGCCGACGCAAGACGCCAGCAUCAGACCGGAGAGCGGAGAAUCACUGUCCUCCAGCGGUCAUGGAGACACAGACGCGCAUCACUUCCUGUCUGCGGCGCUCACCGGAAGACGGGUGUCUUUUAAUGAGGCCGCCAUCUACGAGCAGAACGCCAACGACCAGGAGACAGGUCGAAGGUACACGCUGACGGAGGGAGACUUCCAUCACCUGAAGAAAGCUCGUCUCACACACCUGCACAUGAAGAUCCUCACCAUCCUGGAGUGUGAUUCCCCGCUCCUCCAACACACAUCCCUCUCCAUAUUCCAGCCCGUCGAGGGUCCCGUGCUGGAUGCUGCAGGAUCGUGGAGCGCUCUCAGUCCCAGCUGUGCUCUUCCUGGAAACACACACAGCUCCAGCAUCAAACCGUCUCGAUCACACACGAUCGAGGUGAUGAACAGAAGCCUGCUGAUGGACAGAGAUUCCACUUCCUGUCCAGCACAGGGCACCAUGUUCCACUUCCUGUCCAAACUCAGACGCCAUGCAAGCCUGGAGGGAGCGGGUCCGUUCUUCAGCGUCAAGAAAUGGAGACGGGACACCAUCCAGAGAGCGGCGAGUCUGGACACCAGAGGUUCUCCUCGGAGACGUGGAUUUCAGAGGCAGCGGGCGGCCAGCGAGACUCUAGAUCAUGUCGAAGAAACCUUGCAGGGUGGAGUCAGCGACUUCUUGUUGCAAAAACCCACCACCCAGCCUCAGAAGGAGCAGCCAAGACGCCUCUCUGCCGGUUCUCUGGACACCACCUCCGGAGCUCCUCCUGCCCUCAGCAGGUUAGAGGUAGAAGCAGUAAUGGAGCUCAGAGUCAACUCAGAUGCAGUGAAAGACAUGACUCCAACAUUCCCCUCAACCCAUGGACCUCCGGAAGUGGAGGAUGGUGAAGAGGAUGGACAGGAGAUGAUGGCAGAAGCAUCAGGAGGCGGUGCUGAAGAGUUUGGACCAGUGAGGCAUCAGGAGAGACUAGAGCAGCACAGCCUGUACCGAGACAUCUGGAGCCUGAGAGCAUCACUGGAGCAGUACGCCUCCUCCGACCUGAGCAGCAACGACAGGGACUCCACUCGCAGCGAUGCUGACAGCGCUUGCUCAGCGGGAGCAUCGAGAGCGGGCGUCCCUGGCUAUCAGUCACAAGACAUCGAUGAUGAUAUAGACGGGGACGGAGAGCUUCCAUAUGAUGACGUGGUCAGGGAAGCCGAGCAAAGGAGAAUUGGACACGACAGCGUAGACUCUGAGAGAGGAAGCGACGGAGAGGCAAACAACCGGAAGCUUCUGCAGAUGGACAGCGGAUACGCCUCAAUCGAGGCUCCUUGCAAGGCUCCAGAGGAGUUCAGAUUGUUUGGAAGUAGCUCCGGAAAGACCGCAACAGAGCGUCGUCGCUUUUUCACCAAUUUUGGGCGUAAGGGCACGGUCUGUGAGAGUUUUGAGGCACAGGUUUUUAAGGAAGAGCUGGAAGACGAGGUAUCGGAGAGCAGCCUAAGUUUGGAGACAGAGACUCCCGUUACGGGAGAACCUCAACCUGCGACCAAACACAGGCCGUGUUUCCGCCGCAGAGACUACAGCAUUGAUGAGAAGACAGAGGCACUGUUUAAUGAAUUCCUACGCCAUGAUCCCCAGUUUGACCAACAGGGCUCACCCUCCUUGCGUCACCGACAUCGCUCCAGAAUCCAUCUCAGGAAGCAGUGGCAGCGCAGCAAACAGUACAGCGACCCCGGUGCCACUCGAUUAUCACCAUCUCUAGAGCGUCAGCGCUGCUAUCCACUCCGCCGAGGCGACAGCGCCAACUUCCCCUUAGACACACGCUACCACAGCACCUUGCCUCGCAUCGCUAGCGCCGCGGACGAGGAGGUCAGCGAGGGAGCAGCGAGUAUGGAAUCGCCCGAGCCGGAAAAAUCCAAUCCAGAGCUGGAGGAUGCUGAUCCGCUCUCAGAAACAAGAAGUUCUGGUCCAGACCGGGAGGAAAACGCAAACAACAGCAGCAACAACACAAGCCCACAUCUCUUUUCAUUGCAAACGCAGGACACCAGUGCCAGGGACUGUGGGAUACCGGAGGACUUGGGAACAAAUGCUGAUCCCGCAGAUUCACAUAAACAUUCACAGAUGGACCGUGGUGGACCAGUGGCUACAUUUAGUUCUCAUUUGCAUUUACAUACAAACACACUCAGCUCGAAUCCCACUGAUCCAGAUCAGGACUCGGACUACAUCCAUUACAUACACACUGAGAUCAGUCCGUCAGACAAACUGGCGUCCACACUGGACGAUCGGCUCUACUCCGACCUGAGGACUCAAAGAGGGAGUCAAGAGUGUGUCGUGACUGUAAACCGCACCUCACCAGAUCUAGAAGAAUAAUGGCCAGUUUUACCAAGCAGAGCAAAUUAGUGAGAGAGCGCAGUUCCAAAAGAGUCCUGAUGGGUGUGGCAACUUCUGCGGGUGAUUUACUAACAAGGUGCAAAUUAAAUAACACCGACGCAACAUCUCAGUUACAUAUCUACCAAGACAAUACACCAAGUGCAGCACAAAUUAGAGCAGUUGCGAAUAAAGAAUAAAGAAAUAAAGAAGCCAUAGUAGGCUACAUUUAAAAGAACCGGAGGCAAAAAAAUGUUAGAAGUCGCAAGAGGUUUUGAUAGGGAUGGUAUUGCGUGACUCCUAGCUGAGGGUUCCAAUUCGUCUUUUAUUUCCUGAAGCAAAUUAAAAACAACAUGACUUGGAAAAUAAUGUUAUUAAUGAUCUUCUGCAUUCCAAAUUACGUCUGGGAAAAAAACAAUUCUCUGCCUUCUACCAUGCACUCUCUCAUCUCUGCGGUGCCUCCUCCUAGCAACAAACUUCAGCCAUUUCAAGCGCAAAAUAGUUUAAGACCUGUUUUUUGGGGGUGUUAAAUAAUGGCACAAAUGCUAGUAAUUUGAUGAGCACAAAUGUUAGUAAAACUAUACAUUUUGCGUCUUAAAGGAAAACUAGAAAUGCAUACAAUAACGUCAGGCGCAAAAGUAAUUUCAGCGGUUAUUAUUCUCUGCACAAUUCUAUUGUUACAGCGCUGCCAUAACAUAAAAGAGGGAUGACACAUAGGCUCAGUGAGUUAGGGGAAUUAUUAAGAUUACAUAUUAUAAACAAAGUAUGGGAGAAAUAUAGUCAGGGAAAACAAAACGUAAACACAACAAAGAGCGCAGCUCCGUGUCAGGACGCCGCUCCAGUUCUGGUUCUGGAAGGUGAAAACUCGGCUUCUUUUAAGCACACUAUAUCGCUCCCUAGCUGUAAGGAAUCUGCACAAUUAAACAAAGGCAAAAAGGUAAUCACCCUAGAGGGCAGGCAAAUAACUAAAUAAAUCAACACAUACAUACCCAUGUAACAACUAUUUUAACGCCAAAACAGAAAUGGUACAGCGCCACCUGUUGGAAAACUGACUUUUUUUUAAUUCAGAUCUGUUUUUUGGAUGUCAGUAACUCAUUUUCCACAAACAGGGUGCUGGGAAACUAAUGUCUUCAUCAUGUAAAGAACAAGAACUCGAUAGCAACAGUGACACAGAUCUAGAUCUCGGCCAUUAUAAUGAACAAACACCCCCCCCCCCCCCUUCGGCACUAGACACUUUCUUUGUGGAAUCCAGAAUGAAGAAAGCAUUACUAUGAAUUUAAAAGACUUUGAAUGUUUGUGGGUCAUUCAGUUCUGAGUGAGAACAGCAGAAGAACAGCAAAAACUCCAAAACUCUACUUCGGUAGAAUAAGAAACCUGAUGAAUACAAGCAAGCAUGACGUCUAAGUGAACAUUAGCAAUAAAUACACACAAGUAAAGAGUGAGGUGUGUUGUAACUAACUCAAUAAAAUACAGAGUCAAGUUUAAACCCUGGUGUGCUGACCAUCAGGAAACAGUCAUCAUUUCACUAAAUCUGUUUGGUGAAAGACAUUACACACUUCAGAGUAAAUGUAAGAGUUUAAACAGUGUGAACAUAUCCAUCCUACGCUAGAAAACCUAUUAACUUCAUUUCACCAAGGGACUAAACAUAGAAACAUCUGCAUUCAAACUAACUUCCACUGAAACAAUCUGCAGACGUUUGGUGCUUCAAUCACAUUCCAGCCAAGACUCAAUUACAAUCAGCACUGAACAUUUCUAAUUAAACCCCUCUAGAACACUUCAGUGACAGUGAAGCUUGAGAUUUAACAUUGAUGAGGGUUUUAAAAGCUCUAUUUUAUGAGUCCUGAACAUCAUGAAUCAGUGUAAUUAAAACAUCAAUGUAAAGAUGAUCAGCGAUCAAUAUCUCAGUUUCAUACCUUUAUUCAGAUCAUGUUUAGCAUCAGGAAUGCAGGGUAGUGUUGGUGAUUGUAUAUGUACAUCUAGAUCAAUCUGAAGUAUCAUUUUUAAAGUAUAAUUCCUUUGCAAUAGAGGUAAUUUUGUUGGUUUAAUGCAAAAAAAAAUCAUGUUCAUUGAAAAAAAAGAAAACAAUCAAGUUGACUGAUUUAAAUUGUCAGCUAUUAUCAAGGCGAAUGAGACAUAUACAUGUAUGUUAAAAUAAAUGAUUGCUUUUACACAAUCAUGACUGAAAUCUGGAAUUGUUUGGAAACAAAACUGAUGUGUUGAAGUCUCAGGGUGAAGCAUUACUUUAACCUCCAAAAACAAACUGAUAGAAGCCUGUUGCAUAGUUUAAAAAUAAAAGAGUUAUAUACAGUCUAGGUACUGAACUGGGCUUGUUACCGUGGAAACAGACGUGUGAGGGGUCAAAGGUCACACGCCAGAGACAAAGCUGCUGAUUCUGGACAAUCUGGCCUUUUCCUCUCGCUGUAUUUCUAGAUUUCUCUGAAUGAUUGGUUUGAAACAGCAGCAGAAGAGGAACGCAGUGAGUUUCCUGCAGCUCCAAAAAUACUGAAGAGCUUCCAAUCGUCCAUCAACAAACCCAUGACCUCACUUCCUGUUGAGUCAGUCUCUCAGGAAGUGUUUGAUUUCACCAAUAA